Molecule: messenger RNA, 3177 nt
Organism: Spodoptera littoralis (African cotton leafworm)
Lineage: Eukaryota; Metazoa; Arthropoda; Insecta; Lepidoptera; Noctuidae
Source: the annotation of a GenBank genome assembly
AUGGUUCCUGCGCCGAGCUGUCCGUUUACGUGGGACUACUGGACGUCCUCGCCAUCGGACGUGGUAGAGCUCACGUGUUUGUUACCGAACUCUGUUUACAUUCCUCUGAGGAUAAGUUGGGAUGCCACUCUCCAGGAUGUCAAAGAGGAUAUAUGGGACAGGGCUGUCAACUUCCCUCUAUUUGGGAUGUUGCAUGAGAUGUCCAGCUAUGUCUUCCAGUUUGUCAACUCCCUCGCAGUACUUGAGGAGGUUGAUGAUGAGAAUAAGCGCAUCCGUGACAUAAAACCAGUAUGCGGUGUGCUUAUGAUAGUCAAGAAAUCUUAUGAAAGACCUGGAGAACAGUUGCUGAACACACAUAUUAGCCGUCUGAUUGGAAAAAGCCUUAACGAAUUCGACAAUAUUCGAAGUUCGGAGGUGAAUGACUUUCGAAUGAGGAUGCGUUACCUAGCCGAGGAAAGUCUAAUACGUCGGGCGCAAAGCACCAGGUUGGAGAGGCUUCGGUACCAGUGCCCACCAAGACUCGCAGAUCAGCCCGGGACGCCGACCACGCUGCGGACAAUCCUGACACAACACUGUUUCUUACUUGUCACUAAAUUCGCUAAUUUGGAGGUAUCAUUUUCAACAAGCGUCCCAGAGACGAGAACACCACAGCAGCACAUCGAGGUGAUCCUCCGUAGGUUGGCGAACUCCUUGAACAUGCGAGGAGAGGAUCCUCACAACUACGUGUUGAAGGUGUGUGGGCGCGAGGAGUACCUGUUCGGAGACUACCCGCUCAUCCAGUUCCUGUACAUCCAGGAGAUGCUGGCCACAGACGGAGUGCCGCAGGUCAUGACGGUCAGCAUGGAUAAACUGCCGCUGACGCUAAGUCGAGACCUCCCCUACUACCCAUACUGCUUACCCGAGCGCAGACGACUGACGUCAGAGCAUUCGAACACGAUGAGAAGAAAGAAAAAUGAAUCUUCGUGGAAUAUUCAUAAAGAAUACUCUUGCGUGGUGCAGAGCGUUAGCAAACUUAACGUCGACCCUGGGAAUGGUGCAACUGUGAUAUGCCAAGCCGGUAUCUUCCACGGCGGCCGGCCUCUAUGUGAGACGCAAAAGACGAAGCCGGCAGUGAUGACAGAUGGCACAGCGGUGUGGGACGAGGAACUGACGUUCCCCAUCAAAGUGUCCAACAUACCACGGAUGGCCAGGAUCUGCUUCGGCGUCUACGAGAUCUCUAAGACUAAGAGCAAGAAGAAGGGGAAGGAGGUAAUAAAUAGACUGACAUGGGCGAACACGAUGGUGUUCGACUACAAGGAACAGCUCCGUACAGACGGUGUGACGCUGUCUAUGUGGACACACGUGGCGGAUGACACCCAGGGAGACGACCUCGUCCUACAUCCACUUGGGACAGUGGUCUCUAACCCUAUAUCUGGGUUCAGAGAGUCCUGUGCCGCUCUACAGGUCAAGUUCUCUAAUUACGACUGCCAAUACCCAGUGUUAUUUCCGAAAGAGGAGACGGUGCGAGAGUACUCGGAAAACAUCGAGACAGUGUCGCCCGAGGUCAUGGAGAGACUCAGCAGGGAGUACGACAGACUACGGGCUACUGCCGAGAAAGACCCCAUGUAUGAAAUGCACGAGCAGGACAAGAAAGACAUCUGGGCUUCGAGAGAGCGGUUCCGGUCGGAGGCGCCGGAGCUGCUGCCGAAGCUGCUGUCGUGCGUGGAGUGGGGCGAGCGAGCCGACGCGGCCGCCGUGCGCCGCCUGCUGGCCGCCUGGCCGCUGCUGCGGGUCGAGGCCGCGCUCGAGCUGCUCGACUACGCGUACGCAGACUGCGCCGUCAGGAGCUUCGCCGUCAAGUGCCUCGGGAAGAUCAGUGACAACGACCUCCUCCUGUACCUGCUGCAGCUGGUCCAAGCACUGAAGCACGAGUCGUACCUCAUGUGUGACCUCUCCGUGUUCCUGCUCAAGAGGGCGUUCAAGAACAUGACCAUCGGACAUUACCUCUUUUGGCAUUUAAGGUCGGAGAUGCACGUGGCGUCAGUAUCAGUGCGGUUCGGUCUACUACUGGAGGCGUACUGCCGCGGGUGUCAGGACCAUAUCAACAGCCUGUCGCGGCAGAUCACGUGUCUAGACAAACUCAAAUGGGCGUCCCAGUGCGUUCGGAAGAAGAAGGAAAUAAAGCAAGCGCGGGCCGCCCUCAUCCAUCACCUACAAGAGCAGCACUGCCUCGAAACUCUCUGUGAUUUUGUCUCGCCGCUUAACCCUAGUUUUGUUUGCAAGAGAAUCAAGCCUGAUGAAUGUCGAGUUAUGGACAGCAAAAUGAGGCCGUUGAAGCUUAAGUUCGAGAACGCAGACCCCACCGGCUCAGACAUUAGCAUUAUACUGAAGAUAGGAGACGAUCUAAGACAGGACAUGUUCACAUUGCAAAUGUUGAGGAUCAUGGACAGGCUGUGGAAGAAUCAUGGUUAUGAUUUUAGAAUGAUCCCCUACAACUGCAUCUCGAUGGAAUAUGCUGUGGGUAUGAUCGAGGUGGUGGAGGACGCCGCCACUGUCGCCAAUAUACAGAAACAGAGCUCACUCUUCAAUGCCGCAUCCACUAUUUAUAAGUCUACGUUAUUACAAUGGUUAAGACGAAAUACAGAGAACAACGAGGUGGCGUUCAACAAGGCGGUGAAUGAGUUUACAAUGAGCUGCGCCGGAUACUGCGUGGCCACGUAUGUACUGGGCAUCGCUGAUAGACAUCCAGACAAUAUCAUGGUCAAAACCAAUGGCCAGCUAUUCCACAUAGACUUUGGUCACUUCCUGGGUCACUUCAAGCAAUGGUACGGGUUCAAGCGAGAGAGGGCGCCGUUCGUGCUCACUCACGACUUCAUACACGUCAUCAACAAGGGACAGAAGGGCUCCGGGGACAAACUGCCCAUCGACUUCAAGAUAUUUAGGGAACAUUGCGAAAAGGCGUUUACAAUACUCCGUAAGCACGGGCACCUGAUACUGUCACUGUUCUCAAUGAUGAUGUCCACCGGACUGCCCGAGCUCAGCUCAGAAAAGGAUCUCCAAUAUUUACGUGAAACUUUAGUAAUGGAUCUAUCGGAAGAGAAAGCGAUGGAGCAUUUUAGACAGAAGUUCAAUGAAGCAAUGAAGAAUGGUUGGACGUCAUUCAACUGGGUGAUUCACAACAUCGACAAGAACAACUGA